This is a messenger RNA of Glycine soja, 3129 nucleotides long. Its product is annotated as probable inactive serine/threonine-protein kinase scy1. The transcript has 21 exons. NCBI's taxonomy places the organism in Eukaryota, Viridiplantae, Streptophyta, Magnoliopsida, Fabales, Fabaceae. The coding region runs from base 305 to 2686 and encodes 793 amino acids. Gene Ontology annotation, molecular function: protein kinase activity; ATP binding. The record is from RefSeq and is a predicted model, not a curated record. Gene Ontology annotation, biological process: protein phosphorylation.
AAUUAAUCAUUUAUGUAAAUAAAAAUAAAAACUAUAAAAUUUAACAUUUGUUUAUGUGAAGACGAGAAAUUGAAAAGCACCUUUAAGCAAAGGUUGGCUGAGCAUUUGCAUUUUCCUCCUCCAUGCUAGUAGGGACAGGUUGACGAAGAAUCCAAUUUCUCUUGCUAUUGUAUGCAUUUCGUUGAGAAAGAGUGUUUCAGAUCCCGAACCGCAUCGUACGGUACCACAAGUACGAGUUACAGUUAUAGUUAUAGGUAGUAGCGUUAGCGUGAUCAGAUCAGAAUUGUGAUCGUGGAUCGAAGCAAUGUUCAAAUUCUUGAAAGAGGUGGUGAGUGGAUCUGGCACGGGCCUCAAAGAUCUCCCAUACAAUAUCGGUGAACCUUAUGCUUCUGCUUGGGGCUCUUGGCUUCAUUUUCGCGGCACCUCCAAGGACGAUGGUUCUCCGGUGUCCAUAUUUUCUCUGUCUGGGAGCAAUUCUCAGGAUGGACAUUUAGCUGCGGGGCGUAAUGGCGUUAAGCGUCUUCGCACUGUUAGGCAUCCGAAUAUUUUGUCGUUUCUUCACAGCACCGAGAUUGAAACCGUCGACGCUGGUUCUCCCAAGGUUACAAUUUAUAUGGUGACUGAGCCAGUGAUGCCGCUGUCCGACAAGAUUAAGGAGUUGGGUCUUGAAGGUACACAAAGGGAUGAAUAUUAUGCUUGGGGCCUGCAUCAGAUAGCAAAAGCUGUGAGCUUCUUAAAUAAUGAUUGUAAACUUGUUCAUGGUAAUGUUUGCUUGGCUAGUGUUGUUGUCACACAAACUUUGGACUGGAAACUCCAUGCUUUUGAUGUUCUAUCAGAGUUUGAAGGGAGUAAUGAAGCUUCCUCUGGGCAAAUGCUGCAAUAUGCUUGGCUUGUUGGAUCACAAUACAAACCAAUGGAACUGGCAAAAUCUGACUGGGCUGCAAUUAAGAAGUCUCCUCCAUGGGCCAUUGAUUCUUGGGGCAUGGGUUCCUUAAUCUAUGAGCUAUUCUCUGGUAUGAAGUUGGGCAAAACAGAGGAGUUACGCAACACUGUCUCCAUUCCCAAGUCUCUGCUUCCAGAUUACCAGCGGCUACUGAGUUCUGUGCCCUCUCGUAGAUUAAAUACAUCAAAGCUUAUAGAAAACAGUGAGUAUUUUCAAAAUAAGUUGGUAGACACAAUACAUUUCAUGGAAAUUCUUAGUUUGAAAGAUAGUGUUGAGAAAGACACCUUCUUCCGCAAGCUUCCAAAUUUGGCAGAACAGCUUCCUCAGCAGAUUGUGUUGAAAAAGUUACUUCCUUUAUUAGCUUCUGCGCUUGAAUUUGGUUCAGCUUCUGCCCCUGCUUUGACUGCAUUGCUGAAAAUGGGUUCCAGUCUUUCUGCUGAGGAGUUCCGUGUCAAGGUGCUUCCAACAAUUGUUAAACUUUUUGCAUCCAAUGACCGAGCUAUUCGAGUUGGCCUUCUUCAACAUAUUGAUCAGUUUGGGGAGUCAUUAUCAGCACAAGUUGUUGAUGAGCAGGUUUACCCUCAUGUUGCAACUGGGUUCUCUGAUACAUCUGCUUUUCUGAGGGAACUUACUCUCAAGUCCAUGCUAAUUCUGGCUCCAAAGCUGUCUCAAAGGACCUUUUCAGGAUCAUUAUUAAAGCAUAUGUCAAAGUUACAGGUUGAUGAAGAACCAGCUAUACGAACAAAUACUACCAUCUUAUUGGGAAAUAUUGCAAGCCACUUAAAUGAAGGGACAAGAAAAAGAGUGUUGAUAAAUGCAUUUACAGUCCGUGCUUUACGUGAUACCUUUCCCCCUGCUAGAGGAGCAGGCAUUAUGGCUUUAUGUGCAACCAGUUCCUACUAUGACAUCACAGAAAUUGCUACUCGGAUUCUUCCUAAUGUUGUUGUACUCACAAUUGAUCUUGAUAGUGAUGUGCGAUCUAAGGCAUUUCAAGCUGUUGAUCAAUUUUUGCAGAUGGCGAAGCAACAUUAUGAAAAGACAAAUACAGCAGAGGCUACUGAGGGUACAGCCAUUGGAAUCUCUUCACUUCCAGGAAAUGCAGGUUUACUUGGAUGGGCUAUGAGCUCCUUGACUCUUAAGGGUAAACCUUCUGAUCAUGCUCCAGUUGCUUCUGUCAGUUCUAGUGCACGUACUCCAACAUCUUCCAAUGCUAGCCCAGCUGUAGAUGCUCCUUCAACAGCACCUGUUCGUGUAAGCUCCACACCAGAUUUUGCUGAACACCUUGUCCCUACAUCCCCAACGUCAACAGAUGGCUGGGGGGAACUAGAGAAUGGACUAGGUGAAAAUGACAAGGAUGGGUGGGAUGAUCUGGAACCACUUGAAGAAAUAAAGCCAACUCCAGCUCUUGUAAACAUUCAAGCAGCUCAAAGGAGGCCAGUUUCUCAACCUGUUUCACAGAUAAAACAAGCCUCAAGUUUGCUAUCCAAAAGUACGCCAAAGUUGAGCAAGGAUGAAGAUGGUGAUUUGUGGGGUUCCAUAGCAGCUCCUGCUCCAAAAUCAUCAAAACCUUUAAGUUUGAAGUCAACUGUAACUGACGAUGAUGAUCCUUGGGCUUCCAUUGCUGCUCCUGCACCCACUACUAAGGCCAAGCCCUUAUCAGCUGGUAGAGGAAGGGGUGCUAAACUUGCUGCUCCAAAGUUAGGUGCUCAGCGGAUAAACCGGACAACAUCAUCCGGGAUGUAAACGGAAUUGCCACUUUCCAGAGAACGAAAGGAACAAGGAAAUAUUGAAUCUGUACGUUGCCUUUUAAUUCUGGUGGCUGGUGAUCAUGUUAAAUUACAUUUGUCCUUUCUAUUAGCAUAAUUUGGUUUGUAAAUUCUUUUAAGUGCCAUUUUUAUUUCAAGGGAAAUCUUAAGGGCAGCAAUAGUUGAAUUAUUCCAGGGCAACAAGGCUAUGGUGUAAUUAGUUUCAUAUUGUUAUAGGAGAGUUUUUGGUCGAAUUAUUUCCUUAAACCUGUUCUAUACUCAAUGGUUCUAGUACUGUACACUUGUUUGUGUAUUUAGUGGUGCAGUAAUUAAGCAUAUAAACGUCAAGUGACGACUGAGAGCUUCUUAAAGGCAAGAACAUCUUAUAACCCUGAUUUAUUUGGUUAUUGUGAAUGAUAAAUAACUAAUUGCAAUUGGUCA